AAACGUCAGUCCGUUGCAAGUCAAAGAAGAAGAAAGUCGCCAUGACUAACAUUAAAGUAGAGGAAAAGACCUCAAAAUCGGGUUGUAUUUCAGCUCUAGAAGCUCCGACAAUGUCUGGAAAUGACGGCGCAGACAAAGCUGAGUCUGGGUUCACGCAGGACUUGAAAAGCGUUCUUGUUACCAGCGUUUUAAACCUGGAAGAGCUCGACAUCGACCUGUACAGGGGAAGACAUCACUGGGUGCCCCGCACUCAGAGGCUCUUUGGAGGCCAAAUCAUUGGUCAGGCUCUGGUGGCGGCAGCCAAGUCUGUUGGCGAGAACCUAUACGCUCACUCCCUGCACUGCUACUUCGUACGAGCAGGGGACCCAAAGGUUCCAGUGCUGUACCAGGUGGACCGCACCAGAGAUGGCCGCAGCUUCACUGUUCGCUCUGUGAAGGCCAUCCAGCACGGCCAGCCUAUACUGAUCUGCCAGGCGUCCUUCCAGGUGCUGCAGCCCAGCCCUCUGCAGCAUCAGUUCAGCAUGCCCGUAGUUCCUCAGCCAGAGGAGCUGCCCACUGUGGAGGAAAUUAUCCACCAAUAUCUCAGUAAACCAGACCUGACGGAAAGUGCAAAGGUCGGUCUGAAUAAAAUUCUGGCGUCCGAGGUCCCCAUUGAGAUCAAACCUGUCAACCCGGCACUCUUCUACAGAAUUUCUCCGGGAGAGCCGAGACGUUAUUUUUGGGGACGUGCUCGGGGUUAUAUUGGUGAAGGUAACAUGAAGCUGCACUGCUGCGUGGCUGCAUACGUGUCUGACUUUGCUCUGCUGGGCACGGCUCUGCUGCCGUACUCUAAGUACAAGGCCAGGUUCACUGCCUCCCUGGAUCACGCCAUGUGGUUCCACAGCACCUUCCGCAGCGAUGAGUGGAUGCUGUACGAGUGUGAAAGUCCAUGGGCAGGGAGCAGUAGAGGACUGGUUCAAGGUCGACUGUGGAGACGAGACGGUGUGCUGGCUGCCUCCUGCGCCCAGGAAGGAGUCCUGAGAGUCAAACCAGUUACACAGACCAGCAAACUAUAGGCCAUUACGCCUAAUGCAUUUUCAUGCAGAUUCAUGUUGAUAUAAAUAAUAUCAUUGUUAUUAUGGAGAGCCUUGAUUAAGACAUUUAUUUAAUUGUAAAAAAAAAGAUUGCACUUUACAUAACCUUAAAUGUUGACAUCAAAAAUAUUCAACAUUCAAUUAAUUUUAUUUAUAUAGCCCAAUAUUUACAACAAUAGUUGUCUCAAUGGGCUUCAUACUGGUAAUUGUGUAAUAAACCUGAAUCAUAAAGAACAUAGAAUUCAAUAGCUGAUUGCUAAAUUAAACUAAACAGACUAAACUAAACUGUGCAAGGAUUUUCACUUUUAGACUGGUGAAAGUGAAUAAAAGACUUCCAGGACAUAAUGAUGCCCCUAAAAGCUGAGAAAUUGAAGCAAUAAAGCAAACCCAAAUGAUGGCAACAUUUUGAGAAAUGUAUAAAAAUACUCUGUCUGUGUGUGGGGGUGGUGGGGUGAAAAGUUGAGGCAACUCUGAUUUGAAUGGAAUCUAAAUGAAGUGUGGUCAAAUUUAAGACUGGAAUUUACUUUCAUCUUUUUCAUCUAUUAGUGAGACUUUUGUUUUUUAAUUGUUGAAAAACUGACCUUUUUGUUUCUGUGAUUGUGAAUCUGUUUUAAUACAAUUAAUGCAAACAUUGCUACUGAGACAAUUUUGUAAAGUCUGCUUGAUACUAAAUUUUAGUUGCUUAAAAAAGGUUUUUAAAAUGAAGUUUUAUAAAAUAAAAGCACUGAUGAAACCGUU
Messenger RNA from Oryzias latipes (Japanese medaka), 1811 nucleotides. It is a transcript of the gene acot8, whose product is annotated as acyl-CoA thioesterase 8. The record is from RefSeq and is a predicted model, not a curated record. Gene Ontology annotation, molecular function: fatty acyl-CoA hydrolase activity. Gene Ontology annotation, cellular component: peroxisomal matrix. Lineage: Eukaryota; Metazoa; Chordata; Actinopteri; Beloniformes; Adrianichthyidae. Gene Ontology annotation, biological process: fatty acid catabolic process; acyl-CoA metabolic process.